Messenger RNA from Suillus subalutaceus, 204 nucleotides. RefSeq lists its product as uncharacterized. The annotation marks the transcript as partial. The record is from RefSeq and is a predicted model, not a curated record. The transcript is spliced from 2 exons. NCBI's taxonomy places the organism in Eukaryota, Fungi, Basidiomycota, Agaricomycetes, Boletales, Suillaceae.
CAGCUUGAGAAUUUCUAUAUCCAUGGCUGUAAGUCACCAGGCUCCUAUAUCAAGAUUCCUGCCAAUAUUAUUUCCAGCGGGACAUUUGACAUUUGUAACUCUGAUGGAUCCCUCAUGGCCUUUAUAUGCUCAGCUCUACCUUAUCACAUUUGGGAGUGUUUGACAGAUGAUCUUGUGUCAUGUUUUGAUGGUGAAAAUAUCCUG